CAACUCCAACAAAUUUCCACGCAUUUUCCAUUUUCCAAUUUUACCCCUCUUACCCUCUUUAAAGUUUAACCCCCACUUUUAUUCGGUUUCUCUUUCUCUCUCUCUCGCUCUCUCUCGAAACCGUUUAAACGAAGAAAAGAACCCAAACAUAGAGACCACCACACCACUCCACUCAACUCAGCUCAACUCGACCGCGUCAACUCAUGAGCAGCUCAGCUAUCUCGGAGCGAGUCGAGCUUGCCAAGCUCUGUAGCUCUCGGGACUGGUCCAAGGCUAUCCGAGUCCUCGACUCGCUCCUCUCUCAGUCUUUCGCCAUCCAAGACAUCUGCAAUAGAGCCUUCUGUUACAGCCAAUUGGAGCUCCACAAGCAUGUGAUUAAGGACUGUGACAAGGCGCUUCAGCUCGACCCUACGCUUCUUCAAGCUUACAUUCUCAAAGGUCGUGCAUUUUCUGCUUUGGGAAGGAAAGAGGAUGCUCUUUUGGUUUGGGACAAAGGUUACGAGCAUGCUGUGCGUCAGUCUGCAGAUCUGAAGCAAUUGCUUGAACUGGAAGAGCUUCUGAGAAUUGCAAAACAAGAAAGAAGUAUUACACAUGAAAACAAUGGGACGGAGUCUAUGUCAUCUGUGUCUGCAUCUGGAUCGGGACCUCAUAGCAAUGGCACUUAUAAGAAUCACAAUAAAUUGAGUGAUGAAUCUAAAUUAUGCAGUGCUUCAGGGGAUUCAUCUGAGUUCUGCAGUGGGUCUAGUAAUAAUUUUGACCUACGCAAUGGAUUCAGUGAUAAAGCUUUAGAGAGUACAAAUUUUGAUGGUCAAAUGAUUGAGAGUCAUGAUAUUGUAGAUAAAUUGAGUUAUGAAUCAGAUUCAUGUAGUGACUUAAGUGAUACAUCUGAACCAUGCAGUAAGUUAUCUACAAUUUGUAACAGCUCAAGCAAUACAACUGAAACUAGCAGCAAGUUAACUUUUAAAUCUGAAAUACAUAAUGAAAUAAUUGAUGAAGCCAAGAAAAAUAAAAAGUUCUGUGUUGCUAGAAUUUCCAAGACCAAGUCAAUAAGUGUAGAUUUUCGACUAUCAAGGGGUAUAGCACAGGUUAAUGAAGGGAAAUAUGCUCAUGCCAUAUCUAUCUUUGACCAGAUACUGAAAGAGGAUCCCACUUAUCCUGAGGCACUAAUAGGAAGAGGGACAGCAUAUGCAUUUCAACGAGAACUAGAAGCUGCUAUUGCUGAUUUUACAAAGGCUAUUGAGUCAAAUCCAUCUGCUGGUGAAGCAUGGAAGCGGAGAGGGCAAGCUCGAGCUGCCUUAGGGGAAUCUGUUCAGGCUAUUGAAGACUUGACAAAGGCACUAGAGUUUGAACCAAACUCGGCCGAUAUUUUGCAUGAAAGGGGAAUUGUCAGUUUUAAGUUUAAAGAUUUCAAUGCUUCUGUGGAGGACCUAUCCACGUGUGUGAAGCUUGACAAGGAUAACGCAUCGGCCUACACAUAUUUGGGUUUGUCGUUAUCUUCAAUUGGUGAAUUUAUAAAGGCAGAGGAGGCACAUAAGAAAUCAAUUGAAUUGGAUCAACAUUUCCUUGAGGCAUGGACUCAUCUAACCCAGCUCUAUCAAGAUUUGGCAAACCCAACAAAAGCCUUGGAAUGUCUUCAACAUGUUCUACAAAUUGAUGGAAGAUUUGCUAGAGCCUACCAUUUGCGUGGCCUACUGUUCCAUGGGAUGGGGGAGCACAGGAAGGCAAUCAAGGAUUUAUCAGCUGGCUUGGGCAUUGAGAAUGAUAACAUUGAGUGUUUGUAUUUACGAGCUUCCUGUUACCACGCUAUUGGCGAAUAUAGAGAGGCGGUCAAGGACUAUGAUGCUGCUCUAGAUUUGGAAUUAGACUCAAUGGAAAAGUUUGUGCUUCAAUGCUUGGCCUUUUAUCAGAAAGAGAUUGCUCUGUACACAGCCGCAAAAGCCAACAGUGAGUUUAGCUGGUUUGACAUUGAUGGAGAUAUUGAUCCACUCUUUAAGGAAUACUGGUGUAAAAGGUUGCACCCCAAGAAUGUAUGUGAAAAGGUUUUCCGGCAACCUCCCUUGCGUGAAUCAUUGAAGAAGGGUAAGCUUAGAAAGCAAGAUCAUGCUACUACAAAACAUAAGACUGCUCUUCUACAUGCUGCUGAUUCCAUUGGCAAGAAAAUCCAAUAUGACUGUCCUGGCUUCUUACCAAAUAAGCGUCAGCAUCGCAUGGCAGGAUUGGCUAUUAUUGAAAUUGCACAGAGGAUUUCAAAAGCUUGGCGUUCCUUGCAACAUUCUAAUAAAAGCACAUCAAAGUCUGGUAAGAGAGCCCGGAGAAGGGAAAGAAUUAAUAUUCCCAGCCAGAACAGAGGUGGUGCUGGUUGUAGUACGAGCAGUUCCUUAGAGACGUCAACUUCAUUUGGGAAUACAGAAGAUACAUCAUUGGGCCGUUCUACAAUGUCAUGGCAGGAAGUUUACUCAUUUGCUGUUAAAUGGAGACAGAUUUCUGAACCUUGUGACCCAGUUGUUUGGAUUAACAAAUUAAGUGAAGAGUUCAAUUCUGGUUUUGGGUCUCACACACCAAUGAUUCUCGGACAGGCAAAAGUUGUUCGCUACUACCCAAAUUAUGAAAGAACUUUAGAUGUUGCAAAGACUGUCAUAAAGGAUCAAUUGUACGUGUACAGCAAGGAAGAUAAAAUUAUUGAUCUAUCCAAAGAUGGGAAAUUGGAAGAUAUUCUGGGUGCAAACUCCUGCUCUGAUCUUUACAGAGUUGUUGGUGAGGACUUCUGGUUGGCUACUUGGUGUAAUAGUGCUUUUGAGGGGAAACGGCUUGAAGGAACAAGGAUUACCCUAGUGAAAAUGGAACGCGGAUAUGACUUUGCCAUCAGAACACCCUGCACGCCUUCCAGAUGGGAUGAAUUUGAAACAGAAAUGUCAAGGGCAUGGGAAGCUAUAUGCAGUGCUUAUUGUGGUGAGGCUUAUGGGUCCACUGAUUUCAAUGUGCUUGAAAACGUGAGAGAUGCAAUCUUAAGGAUGACAUAUUACUGGUACAAUUUUAUGCCGCUGUCAAGGGGAUCUGCUGUUGUUGGGUUUGUAGUUAUGCUUGGAUUACUUCUCGCUGCUAACAUGGAGUUUAUAGGAAACAUACCGCAAGGUGUACAAGUGGAUUGGGACGCCAUUCUAAACUUUGAUCCAAACUCCUUUGUGGAUUCUGUGAAGAGUUGGUUGAAUCCAUCUCUCAAGGUAACAACAUCCUGGAAAAAUUACCCAGAUGUGGCAUCAACUCUUGCGACAACGGGAUCAGUUGUGUCUGCUUUGAGCUCUUAUGAUGAUUGAUCUUCUUUAAAUCUUGAAGAGGACUGCAGUAUAAUGUAAUGUAGUGAUCUCUUGCGGGGCUUAUAUGAAUGAAUAACAUUCUCACUUUUCAUAGUCUCGCGUGGAUUUUGAUGCAGCAAAACAGUACAAGGAAAAAGCUAUUUGUUUAGGCAGUUAAUGUUUCCUGUAGUGGAUGGCUCCAUACUACCUGGACCUGUGGAGGAGAAUUCUGGUAAAAUUUGAGGCGUUAUAUCUCCAAAUUCACACCGGCUUGUAGCAUUGUAUUCAUGUGCGUGUUAUACAUUAAUUUGCUGUACAGCAUUCCUAAAUAAUUUAAUAGCAAGAUCCAUUUCACAAGGGAUAAUUUAUCUUAUGUUUGUGUGUAGAUUUUUUAGCCUGUUUAGAAGCUGUAUGCAAUCAGAAAGUAUGAUUAUUGAUUUUUUUUACACCCGUGGUUGGAUUUUAGUUUGAACUUUGAACAAUCUAUUUGACAGGUAAGGGUUAUUACUCUCUUUUA
Molecule: messenger RNA, 3810 nt
Organism: Quercus robur (English oak)
Lineage: Eukaryota; Viridiplantae; Streptophyta; Magnoliopsida; Fagales; Fagaceae
Product: suppressor of RPS4-RLD 1
Exons: 24
Coding region: 204-3314 (1036 amino acids)
Biological process (GO): negative regulation of DNA-templated transcription
Molecular function (GO): protein binding
Source: RefSeq, a predicted model, not a curated record